UAUUAAGAAGUUGACCAAAAAUGAAGGAUAUAGGAGGUACAGUAGCAACAACUUUUCGAGAAACAUUUAAAAUAGUUAAUAAAGAAACAUUACGAUGGUUUCCUGGACAUAUGAAUAAAGGUUUAAAGCAAAUGGAACAGCGUUUGAAGAAUGUCGAUUGUAUAAUAGAAGUACAUGAUGCUAGAGUACCGAUUUCAGGACGUCAAGCAGAUUUUCGUCGUACUUUAACUGGUUUAAAACCACAUAUAUUUGUAUUGAAUAAGAUUGAUUUGGCCGACUUAAAAUAUAAGAAGGAAAUAGUAUCUAAUUUAGAGAACGAAGGAUUGUCUAAUAUACUUUUUACUAAUUUGAAAGACGGUACUUGUAAGGGAAUGAAAAAAAUACUACCUUUGGCAAAAAAAUUAAUAUCAAAUUCUGAACGAUAUAAUAGAAGUAAUGAAGAAUCUUUUGCGAUGAUGAUCAUCGGUAUACCUAAUGUAGGAAAAUCUUCUUUAAUCAAUCGUUUAAGAAAUACUUAUUUAAAAAAAGCAAAAGCUACACAAGAAGGACCUAUAGCAGGAGUAACACGUUCUGUACUAACUCAUAUAAAAAUAUCUGAAAAUCCAAAUUUCUAUUUAUUGGACACUCCAGGCAUUUUAGCACCUCACGUAAAUAAUGUAAAUUGUGGUCUCAAAUUAGCUUUGAUUGGUUGCUUACAAGAUCAUUUGGUAGGGUAUAUAACGGUUGCUGAUUUUCUUCUUUUUUCUUUAAAUAAAUAUCAAAAAUAUGAGUAUGUUGAAAAAUUAGGUUUACCUAAGCCAAGUGAUGAUAUCAUUUACAUUCUUACUUUUAUAGCUGCUAAGCAAGGAAAAACAUUGAAACUACGUUGUAAUAAUAAAUACGUUGUUAAACCUGAUUUGGAAACUGCUGCUCAAAUUUUUAUUGCUAUGUUUAGAAAGGGAGAAUUUGGUCCUAUUUGUUUAGAUGAGGAUAAAUUUAUUUAAUAAGAAUUAAUUAGUUGUAAUUAAAUAAAAAGUGUUAUAAGUGAACAUUUUUAAAUCUGAAAGUAAGCAAGUUUUUUUUAUUAUUAUACAUGUACUAGUGGUUAUAUAUAGCAGUACUCUAUGUGUAUUACUGGUGAUAGUUUUAAUCUUAUACUAUAAAAAAUGAUAUAAAUUAGAAUAAUAACCAGUUUUAAUGUGGAAAUGAUAUUACAUUACCUAUUACUUCUUUUAUCACAGAAUAUAUAAUGGAAAAAAAGACAAAACCAACGUAAUAUAAAACAGUAAUAGAAAAGUAACAAUAUUUAUAUUUAUAUAUUUUUUUUUUUAUUUAUUUUUUUCCUUCUGGAUGCAUAUUUCUAGAGUAUAUAUUAAUUUUUUUAAAUACUUUAUCACAAAUAAAUAUCAAAAUCGGCUAUAUGUAAUAGAUGUCCUCUUCUCCAUUAUAUGUUUUAAAGUACUGUUACUUUCUCUUCUUGUAGUGGGGCGAAGUCUACUGAUAAUAUUUGUGCACAUUUACGAGCUACAAUCGUGUUAAGUGUGAUGCAGAAAUCAUUAAUUUUAUCAGUAAAAUAUUAAUAAUUUUUAUCUUAAACAUUCAUUUUUAAUAUAUAAAAUAAUAAACAUAACAAUUCUGUAAUUUAUUUUUAUCAGUUUUAAGAUACAACUAAAGUGCUCGUGCAACUGUUAAAAUUCUUAACAAAAUUUAAAUU
Messenger RNA from Polistes dominula (European paper wasp), 1693 nucleotides. Its product is annotated as mitochondrial GTPase 1. Gene Ontology annotation, molecular function: GTPase activity; GTP binding. The record is from RefSeq and is a predicted model, not a curated record. Gene Ontology annotation, cellular component: mitochondrion. Gene Ontology annotation, biological process: mitochondrial translation. NCBI's taxonomy places the organism in Eukaryota, Metazoa, Arthropoda, Insecta, Hymenoptera, Vespidae.